Messenger RNA from Pseudovirgaria hyperparasitica, 330 nucleotides. RefSeq lists its product as uncharacterized. Bases 1 to 330 code for a protein of 109 amino acids. The record is from RefSeq and is a predicted model, not a curated record. The transcript is spliced from 3 exons. Lineage: Eukaryota; Fungi; Ascomycota; Dothideomycetes; Acrospermales; Acrospermaceae.
AUGUCUUCUCAAAUAGUUAAAUUCGCUGCUCGCCGGGCUUUCACGACCGUCAACGUAUCCCGCACCCAGGCCCGCGGUUUCCAGUCAUCACAAACACUCCGUGACGUUGCUGCUGCACCAGCGCGGAAGCCCGUUGGUGCUUUUCGGGGAGGACUUUUCGGAUUCCUCACAGGUGCCGUUGCGUCCGGCGCUGGCAUGUACUACUAUGUAUUCAACGAAUACCGCGUUUCCAAUUCGCUAUUGACGGAAGAUAUCUACGCUCUCCAAUCCGCAGUCCAGCGCCUGGAAGGAUACGUCAAGAGCAUUGAGGACAAGGUGCAGAAAAAAUAG